Molecule: messenger RNA, 306 nt
Organism: Phycomyces blakesleeanus NRRL 1555(-)
Lineage: Eukaryota; Fungi; Mucoromycota; Mucoromycetes; Mucorales; Phycomycetaceae
Exons: 5
Coding region: 1-306 (101 amino acids)
Source: RefSeq, a predicted model, not a curated record
AUGCCAAAACUAGGCGUGAACCUAAACCUACAGAGACAAACUUUACGAUUAAUGUUGGAGCUUUGGGGUUCAGAUGUGGGAGAUGUAUGGAGGAAGAUUAGGAGAGAUGCUAGAGUGCAGCGAGAACGAGAAGAGAGAGCAGGGCAUGUUGAAGACAUGAAAAAAAAAUUCUCUUUACUCUUUCUAUCAACUAGCCUGCCGUCUCAAAAGCAAUAUAGAAAAACUAAAAUCUUGGGACUCCAUAAAAAUUACAAGUACAAAAACUGGCUAGCCCUGAUGUCGAAUGACCCCAACUCGAAGUUUUGA